This is a messenger RNA of Apodemus sylvaticus (European woodmouse), 7185 nucleotides long. Its product is annotated as protein FAM186A-like. The transcript has 6 exons. The record is from RefSeq and is a predicted model, not a curated record. Bases 1 to 7185 code for a protein of 2394 amino acids. NCBI's taxonomy places the organism in Eukaryota, Metazoa, Chordata, Mammalia, Rodentia, Muridae.
AUGCCUGCCAAAAGGCAAAGCAAAGUCUACGAUGAAUCUGAUUCAGAAGAUGAUGAAUUCAAGGAUCUUGCCCUCUGGAGAAAGCCCAGAAGCAGCCGAGAUAACUCAAUAAGCUUGCAAUUUGAGAUCCCAGCAUCAGUACAGGCAGUCAUUGAUAAGAUUGAGGAAUCACAGUCAAUUCGGGCCAAAGAGGAUCUUCUUUCGAACCUGGCUGGGAUAAUGAACAACGUGCAGCUGAUAAUGACUCGGUAUAAUAUCGACAGCUUGUCCCCUGGGAUAAAGGGCACCGUCUCAGAAGGCCAGAAAAAGAAGAGAAAGGCUUUCUUAGAAAAGAUUGCCAUAUGUGUAAAAAAUACUGAUAUAAGAGAAAGAACCCUCUCCAAGAUUCUGUCCUGGCUAGAAGAAUGGAAUUUUAUUCUGUCUGAGGUGGCCGCCAUUAAUAUGGACGAGUACCACCACUGGAUUGCCAAGAUGGAGCUGAUGCCAGACAUGCUGAAAGGGAUCAACAACAAUGUCGAGUCUCUGAUUCAAAUGACCAUGUUCCUCAUUGAAGAGAAAAAGAGACUAAAGAAAAAAACAUUGGCUAGAGGAACUCUCUGGAAAGCCUGGAAAGACCGGGCUAUCAAGCGGCCUGCCACAGCCCAAGCUCUACGGCCGGAUCAGAUGAUCUGCGACCAGAUCGGCUUGAAUGCUAAGGUUUCAGAGAUCCAGAGCAUGCUACAGGAACUCAUCAGCACCGCCAUGUUCAGCAAACUGGAGAACAACGCCAUUAAAUACAUGUCAGCAACACUGCUGAACCUCUCCAAGGCGCUGAGCACCGUCAACGAGGAGCUGAGGCUCGUGAGCUUCCGAGUCGCCAAGUCGUUUAUGAAAGAAGAUCAAGGGUUGGACAAAGAGAAAGACCACUCCCAGCAGGUCAUCCAAGAGCUCAGCGAGGAGAACGAGGUGCUUCAGCAGAAACUUAGAGAAGCCGAGGAAAAAUGUGACCAACUUAUCCGCAUCAAAAAUUAUCUCGGACGCCAGAUAAUGCACCCGGCUGCGUCCUUGAGAACGGUAGUUAUGCUGCCUCUGCAGGUGCCGUACGUCAGCAGAGAGGCCAGGGACGCUGAGAGCGAAGAGAAGGUGGAUGACUCCCAGAAGAAGGGGGCCAAAAGCAGCGCAGUGGUGUGGGACGCAUCUGCGAGUGAAGUGGACCCGGAUGCAGCUAAGCAGCAACCUGAGGACAAAGUGGAGACCGCCCAGGACCAGAGAAAACUCAUAGGCCUGCCGCUGACAGCUGAGACCUCAGACACCAAUCUGGAAACGGAGGAAAAGAAAUCCAGUCAACUUGCUGUUCUAAAAGCAUUUGGAAAGAAGAAACCGGGUAAACCGAAGGCCCAAGAAGGCAAAGGAGCAUCGAGUAUGUGGGAACAGCUCAAGAAGGGGAAAUCUGAGCAGCUGUUUCGAGGCAGCCCAGGCUCGCCAGAGAGUAGGGAGUCCGCCCUUAAGUUAACAGAGAAAGAAGCCAAGAGUGAAGCAGACCUGGUGCAGCCUGAGGGUGCCCCAGAGGCACAAAAACAGGAGACAAAGUGGAAAAAACUCAUCGCUGCAAAGACUGAAGAAGUGUUAGGCUCCCCCAAACAGUCUAGUAAAGUACUACCCAAGGCCCCUAAGGGGACCCCCGAGGAAAGUGAGCAGGGAAGUCUAGAAUCAUUUCAAAGGGUCAUCCUGGCCUACUUGAGAGAGAAGACGAAUAAUGUAGGAAAGGUUUUUGAUCCAAAGAGUAUAAAGAAGGAGGAGUCAUCACUGGGAAAAGCGGAAGUCGAGAAGUUAAACGUCAUAAAGGCAAAAAUGGAGGAAUAUUUCCAAAAAGUGGCGGAAACCGUGACUACAGCCUUGAGGACUUACAGAGAUGAAAGAAAAGUCCAACCUAAAGAGAAGCCCAAGAAACAGCCAAAGGGGGCGCCACGGACACUUCCUAAGCAGGGGACAGUCGGCCCCAAGUCUGGAGUUGGCAAAGUUCUUCUCAGUGAGAUCACAGAUCCAGCGAUUAAGAAACUCGUACAGAUGCUCUUAGAAGAGAUAGACAGUGACUUCAAAUACAAAAAGACAACAGAGAGGCAGCAGGAGGAGGCACAGGCACAGAAGGAAGAGCUGAGACCCAAGGCGAGGGAUAAGGUGGAGUUGCUGGAGGUGUGGAGACAAGCAUUCAAAGUUCCGGAAACCCACCUGGUUCAGGACAUGAGAGAAGAGGAAGAGGUGGAGAAGCCUAAGUGGAGUGAGCCGGCCCAGCAGGACCUGUGGAGAGCCAUCAGCCAAUCCUCGAUAAACUUGGCUCCCAGGGGGCCGAAGACCCCGAAGCCGCAGAUAAGUCAGGUGCAGGGGCUCCAGGUGGAGCCUGCUGUGAUGGGGGCCACCGAGGAGAAGCAGCCCAAACUGUCUCCCCCCUCUUCCAAGACCCCCCUUGUUUCUGCAAGGCCUCCCCCAAUUCGUGUCCCUGGGCAGGCCCAGAUAAUAGGCCCUCAGAUGUCUCCUCAGCUUUCAAUGACAUCCCUUACCCCUGGGCAGGCCCAGAUAAUAGGCCCUCAGAUGUCUCCUCAGCUUUCAAUGACAUCCCUCACCCCUGGGCAGGCACAGUCUUUGAGUGGUCCUCUUACUCGUGGGAAGGAGCAAGAAUUGGGGACUAGGCUGAUAGUUCCUAAGAUUCUAGAGCCGACACAGACUCCAAAGGGGUCUCUCACAUCAGAAAAACCCCAGGCAGUGCAGAUCUCCAAAGUGACUACUGAAGAGAUAUCUGGGGUCACAGAUACCCAAGGAACAAUUCUACCUAUCCAGCAGGUCCAAAUAAAAGAUAGAAUUCGCACCUCCCAGCAGGCCCUGGAACAAGAAACCACUCCCACUCCUGAGCAAUACAAGGGACCAAGGAUCACUCUCACCCCUCAGCAGACCCAGGCCCUUGGUGUCACUCUCACCCCUGAGCAAACUAAGUCCCCGAGGAUCAGUCUGACCCACGAGCAGGCUCAGGCUCUGGGGGUCACUCUUACUCCUGACCAGUACAAAGAACAGAGAAUCAGUCUGACUCCUCAACAGGCCCAGGUCCUGGGAAUCACUCUCAACCUUCAGCAAGCUAAGGCCCUGGGGAUCACUCUCACCCCGGAGCAGGUCAAGGCACAGAGGGUUAGUCUGAUCCCUCGGCAGGCCCAGGCCCAGGGAACCACCCUCACCACUCAGCAGGCUGAAGCACAAAGAAUUAAUCUCACCCCUGAGCAGGCCAAGGCCCUGGGGCUCUCUCUGACCCCUCCUCAACCAGUCACUCUCGCCCCAGAGCAGGCCCAGGCCCUGGGUGUCACUCUGACCCCACAGCCGGUCACUCGCGCCCCUGAGCAGGCCCAGGCCCUGGGUGUCACUCCGACCCCACAGCCGGUCACUCUCAGCCCUGAGCAGGCCCAGGCCCUGGGUGUCACUCCGACCCCACAGCCGGUCACUCUCAGCCCUGAGCAGGCCCAGGCCCUGGGUGUCACUCCGACCCCACAGCCGGUUACUCUCAGCCCUGAGCAGGCCCAGGCCCUAGCACUCACUCUCACUGCUGAGCAGGUCAAGACUCAGAGAGUCAAUUUGAGCCCUCAGCAGACCCAGGCCCUGGGUAUCACUCCAACCCCACAGCCAAUCACUUUCACCCCUGAGCAGACCCAGGCCCUGGGUAUCACUUUGACCCCUCGGCCAGUCACUAUCACCCCUGAGCAGGCCCAGGCCCUGGCACACACUCUCACCGCUGAGCAGGUCAGUCUGAGCCCUCAACAGGCCCAGACCCUGGGUAUCACUCUGACCCCUCAGCGGACCUCUCUCAGCCCUGAGCAGACCCAGGCCCUGGGUAUCACUCCCACCCCACAGCCGAUCACUCUAACCCCUGAGCAGGUCCAGGCCCUGGGUAUCGCUUCAACCCCACAGUCGAUCACUCUCGCCCCUGAGCAGGCCCAGGAACUGGGUAUCAUUCCUAGCCCACAGCAGACCACUCUCAUCCCUGAGCAGACCCAGGCUCUGGGUAUCGCUCCUACCCCACAGCCAAUCACUCUAACCCCUGAGCAGAUCCAGGCCCUGGGUAUCACUCCUACUCAACAGCCAAUCACUCUAACUCCUGAGCAGGCCCAGACCCUGGGUAUCACUCUGACCCCUCAACCCAUCCCUCUUUCCCCUGAGCAGACAGAAACCUUGGGUAUCACUCCUACCCCACAGCCGACCAUGCUCACCCCUGAACAGAUCCAGGUCCUGGGGCUUUCUCUCAUUCCUAAACAACAGGAGAUCAGUCUUAGUCCCCAGCAGGCCCAAGCUCUGGGGCUCACUCUCACCCUUCAACAGGCUCAGGUACAGAAGAUUUAUCUCACCCCUCAGCAGGCCCAGGCUCUGGGAGUCACUCUCAGUCCUGAGCAGGCCAAGGCACUGAAGUUCACUCUGACCCCUGAGCAGGCCCACUCCCUGGGGAUCGCUAUCACAGUUGAGCAGGCCAGGGCACAAAGGAUCAGUCUGACCUGUCAGCAGGCCCAGGACCUGGGGCUCACGCUCACCCCAGAGCAGGCCCAGGACCUAGGGGUUUCUCUCAUUCCCAAACAAAGGGAGAUCAGUCUUAGUCCCCAGCAGGCCCAGGUUCUGGGGCUCACUCUCACCCCUCAGCAGGCUCAGGUACAGAAGAUUUAUCUCACCCCUCAGCAGGCCCAGGCUCUAGGAAUAACUCUCAGUCCUGAGCAGGUCAAGACAAUGAAGAUCAGUCUGACCCCUGAGCAGGCCCACUCCCUGGGGAUCAUUCUCACAGUUGAGCAGGCCAGGGCACAAAGGAUCAGUCUGACCCCUCAGCAAGCUGAGGCCCUGGGGAUCACGCUCACCCCUGAGCAGGCCCAGGACCUGGGGAUUUCUCUCAUUCCCAAAGAACAGGAGAUCAGUUUUAGUCCCCAGCAGGCCCAAGCUCUGGGGAUCACUCUCACCCCUCAGCAGGCUCAGGUACAGAAGAUUUAUCUCACCCCUCAGCAGGCCCAGGCGCUAGAUAUCACUCUCAGUCCUGAGCAGGCCAAGACACCGGCCAUCACUCUGACCCCUGAGCAGGCUCACUCCCUGGGGAUCACUCUCACAGUUGAGCAGGCCAACGCACAGAAAAUUAAUCUGACCCCUCAGCAAGCCCAAGACCUGGGGAUCACUCUCACCCCUGGGCAGGCCCAGGACCUAGGGGUUUCUCUUCUUCCCAAAAAACAGGAGAUCAGUUUUAAUCUCCUUCAGGCCCAAGCUCUGGGGCUCACUCUCACCCCUCAGCAGGCUCAGGUACAGAAGAUUUAUCUCACCCCUCAGCAGGCCCAGGCUCUGGGAGUCACUCUCAGCCCUGAGCAGGCCAAGGCACUGAAGAUCACUCUGACCCCUGAGCAGGCCCACUCCCUGGGGAUCACUCUCACAGUUGAGCAGGCCAGGGCACAGAAAAUUAAUCUGACCCCUCAGCAAGCUGAGGACCUGGGGCUCACUCUCACCCCAGAGCAGGCCCAGGACCUAGGGGUUUCUCUCAUUCCCAAAGAACAGGAGAUCAGUUUUAAUCUCCUGCAGGCCCAAGCUCUGGGGCUCACUCUCACCCCUCAGCAGGCUCAGGUACAGAAGAUUUAUCUCACCCCUCAGCAAGCCCAGGCUUUGGGAGUCACUCUCAGGCCUGAGCAGGCCCAGGCGAUCAGUCUGACCCCUGAGCAGGCCCACUCCCUGGGGAUCACUCUCACAGUUGAGCAGGCCAGGGCACAAAAGAUCAGUCUGACCCCUCAGCAAGCUGAGGACCUGGGGAUCACGCUCACCCCUGAGCAGGCCCAGGACCUGGGAAUACCUGCUACCCCUAAGCAGACUGAAGCCUUGGAAAUCAUCCCCAGCCCCACGCCUGAACCUGACAAGGAAAGAAGUUUAAGUCUGACCCCUGAGCAGGUUCAAGCUUUGAGGAUCAGUUUCCCCCCUAAGGAGACCCAGCCCUUAGGGAUUUAUCUCACCCCAAAGCAGGCCCGGAAGCUGGGAAUCACUCUCACUGCUAAUCAAGCUAAGGUAAUGAAGAUUAGUCUGACCCCUGAGCAGGCCCAGGCUCUGGGGAUCACUUUUACCCCUGAGCAGGCCAAGGUACAGAGGACCAGUCUGACCCCUGAGCAGGCCCAGGCCCUGGGGCUCACUCUCACCCCUGAACAGGCCCAGGCACACAGAAUCACUCUCACCCAUGAGCAGGCCCAGGCCCUGGGGCUCACUCUCACCCCUGAGCAGGCCCAGGCACAAGGUAUUCUUUCUCCUAAGAAAUUCCAGAAGUUGGAUGUUCCAUUAACCUAUAAACAAGCAGAAGAACUGAGGAGCAGUCUUUCUAUGAAGCAACUUGAAGCCCAGAGAGGCCAAAGACUUAUCUCUGAGUCUAUCCAAAUGCCAAAACCAGCUGUCGCUUCUAAACAGACCCAGACAAUUGAAAUCCCACUAACUACUCAACUGUCCCAGGCAGUUGGAGCUCCACCUUCAAAGAGACAGGAGACAGAAUUGGGAAUCUCUCCUCUCACUCUCAAGCUGCCCCAGGCAGUUGGAGCUCCACCUUCAAAGAGACAGGAGACAGAAUUGGGAAUCUUUCCUACUCCCAAGUCGUCCCAGGCAGUUGGAGCUCCACCUUCAAAGAGACAGGAGACAGAAUUGGGAAUCUCUCCCCUGACUCCCAAGCUGUCCCAGGCAGUUGGAGCUCCACCUUCAAAGAGACAGGAGACAGAAUUGGGAAUCUCUCCCCUUACUCCCAAGCCGUUCCAGACCCAGGCAGUCAAACCUGUCGAGGCCAAGCCUCUGCUUACAUCCAGGCAGGCCCUGCCGCUGCAGGGCCGCUUUGCUCCAGAGCUCACACGAACACUGCUGUUCACCAUCACUCUCGAGAAAGCCCAGAACUUGGGUAUCACUUUCACCUACGAACAAACUCGGGCAGCAGCUGUCACCCUCACCUCUGAGCAGGUGGCAGCAUUAGAAGAUGCUCUCACUGAAGAACUGGCUUGGAGAUGGGAGCGUUUAGACACACUAGAAAAGGCUCAAGAGGCAGCAGACAUCGUUCCCACGAAGCAAGCACAAGCCCUGGGGAUUGCUGCCCAUCAGCCAGCUCAGGGACUUCAUGCUCCAUUUACUUUGGAAAAGCCUGCCACGCACUACGACCUUCUCCUACUCAAGCCCCAUUUCCCCCUAUGA